This is a messenger RNA of Lethenteron reissneri (Far Eastern brook lamprey), 5602 nucleotides long. RefSeq names its product DNA methyltransferase 1 (gene DNMT1). The record is from RefSeq and is a predicted model, not a curated record. Gene Ontology annotation, molecular function: DNA (cytosine-5-)-methyltransferase activity; zinc ion binding; DNA binding. Gene Ontology annotation, biological process: DNA methylation-dependent constitutive heterochromatin formation; negative regulation of gene expression via chromosomal CpG island methylation. Lineage: Eukaryota; Metazoa; Chordata; Hyperoartia; Petromyzontiformes; Petromyzontidae. Gene Ontology annotation, cellular component: nucleus.
CUGUCAUCAUUGAGGGACAUCUUAGCGGCGUCUCCUCCUCCUGCACCACCACCGCUACCACCACCACCCACAGCAGCACGAAAACACCGCGAGGACAACCACCGCCGCUACAACAACAACAACACCAACCACAAUCAGUCACCGCCACAAGCAGCAGCACGGACACCGCGGCGUCUCGCCAUGGCGCUCACGCUCCCCGACGACGUGAGGGAGAGGCUCGCAGAGUUGGAAGAACGCUUUCGGACAGAAUGUUUAACAGAGAAGGGAUACAUGAAGAAAAAGCUGGGCCUGGUGCAACCUUUUCUUUCUGGAGAGGUGAAAACGCAGCUGGAAACGUUGCAGGAAGAGUUGAAGGAGGAAGACAUCACAGAGAAGGGGUACUUCAACAAAGUUAAGACCCUUCUCCUUCGGGAGCUUCCAAAGCUGGAGGAAGAAGGCUCGGAAAAGCCCCACCAAAAUGGUGCUGCCAAAAACGGCAAAGUGAAGCACGGAAAGAAUGGGACCACGCACCAUGCCGCCACUGCCGCCACCACCUCCACUGCCUGCAAAACAGAAUCUGUGGAGGCCAACGGGGAUGAGGCGGCAACAGAGAAUGGAGACGCGCAUCCCGCAAUGGCCAAUGGCUCGCCUGAAUGCUCCGGCAAGGCAGUAGCCAACGGUGACGGGCUUGUGCUCGUCAAGUCCGAUGCGGAGAUGGACGAUGGGGACGUGGAGGGAGAUGAUGCUGAACCUGCGUCGUCGUCGUCAUCGUCCUCCUCGGCGGCCUCUGCCGGGAAAACGCGGGGUCGCAAAAAGAAGCAGGCGGUCGAAGCGGAGAGCAGCAGUGGCGCAGAACUCGCAAGUCCCCGUGGUCGAGGUGGUCAGCGUGGCCGCAAGUCGGGGGCGGCAGCUGGGAGCAGCCAGCAAUCCAUCGCUUCAAUGUUUGGCAAAGGGUCUGUAAAACGCAAGUCGGAGGAGGCAAAUGGAAAGGUGAAGGAAGAAGUCAUUCAAGAUUCCCAGACUAAAGAGGAGGGUCUGGAGGACAAAAGGAGAAAAGUGGAAUUGCUUGCUGAAAAGCCACUAUUGCUGUCUGAUGCACCUGAAAGUUCACCUGCAAAGUUCAAACCAGCAAGGACCCCACCACCGAAGUGUACGGAGUGUAAGCAGUUUCUGGAUGACCGUGACCUGAAAUUGUUUCAAGGAGACCCAGAUGAUGCACUGGAUGAGCCAGAGAUGCUUACGGACGAGCGACUCUCGGUGUUUGAAAGCAACUCGGAUGCGAUGGAAAGCUACGAUGACCUACCUCAGCACAAAGUCACAAACUUCAGCGUGUACGACCGCAAGCUGCACCUGUGCGCAUUCGACACCGGACUCGUGGAAAAAAAUGUGGAGCUUUAUCUGAGUGGAGUCGUCAAGCCUAUUUAUGAUGAGAAUCCCUGCAAUGAUGGUGGUGUGAGUGCCAAGAAGCUGGGUCCCAUUAAUUCAUGGUGGACUACUGGGUUUGAUGGAGGAGAAAAGGCCCUUGUUGGCAUCACCACGGCAUUUGCCGACUACAUCUUAAUGAACCCAAGCGAGGAGUACGCCUCGACGUUUGCUGUGAUGCAGGAGAAGAUCUACAUGUUCAAGAUCGUCAUCGAGUUCCUGCAGCACAACCGGGAUGCCACCUAUGAGGACCUGCUCAACAAGAUCGAGACGACGGUGCCCCCGUGCGGCCUUAGCUUCACGCGCUUUACGGAGGACUCGCUGCUGCGCCACGCGCAGUUCAUUGUGGAGCAAGUGGAGAGCUACGACGAGGCGGGAGACGAGGACGAGCCGCCCAUUAUCAUCACGCCCUGCAUGCGCGACCUCAUCAAGCUGGCCGGCGUCACACUCGGGAAGCGGAGAGCCCAGCGUAGGCAGACCAUUAAGCACCCGACAAAGAUCGCCAAAGACGCCAAGGGCCCCAGCAAGGCCACCACCACGCUGCUCGUUCGGCAGAUCUUCGACGAGUUCUUUGAUGAGCAGAUAGAGCAGCGGGACAAGGAGAAUGUGAUAAAGCGCCGCCGCUGUGGGGUCUGCGAGGUGUGCCAACAACAAGACUGUGGGAAAUGUUCAACCUGCAAGGUCAUGCCUAAAUUUGGCGGAAUUGGACGCUUCAAGCAAGCCUGCAUGAACCGGAAGUGUCCAAAUAUGGCCGUGAAGGAGGCUGAAGAAGAUGAGAACUUUGAGGAGUCCGACUCGGAGGAGGUGAAUAAGGUCCAUCAGAAGAAAGUGACAGACAUCAAGAAAAAGAAGAAGUCCAAGUCUCAGAUUUCAUGGAUUGGAGAGCCUCAGAAGACGGAAACCGAACGCAAAUACUUCCAGCGUGUUCGUCUGGAUGAUGAGGAGCUGGGUGUUGGAGACUGUGUGGUCGUGUGUCCAGAUGACCCUUCUAAGCCUCUCUUCCCAGCCAGGAUCACGUCCAUGUGGGAAGAAGAGAACGGGGAGAAGUGGUUCCACCCACACUGGUUCUGCCGCGGCCCGGACACGGUGCUGGGGGAGACAUCAGACCCGCUGGAGCUCUUCCUGGUGGAUGAGUGCGAGGACAUGUUGCUGUCGUACGUGUACGGGAAGGUGUCCGUAACGUACAAGGCCCCUUCGCCAAACUUUUUCAUGGAGGGUGGCAUGGAAACAGAAGAAGAAAAGACCAGCAAAGACGACGAAGAGAAAUCUUUCUUCUACCAGCUGUGGUACGACCCGGAGUACGCGAGAUUCGAGAGCCCUCCCGAAGUGAUGCCUUCUGAGGAAAACAAAUUCAAGUUUUGCGCUAGCUGCGUGCGGCUGUCGGACCUGAACCAACGGGAGACGCCGUGCGUGCAGACGCGAUUGGAUAACCCGGAGGAUGACGCGAUCGUGACGUACAUGCUUGCGCUCAAGGACGGUGUCGAUUACCGAGUCGGGGAUGGGGUCUACCUCAUGCCUGACGCCUUCAACUUCAGCGUAAAGCCAGCAUCGCCGGUGAAGCGCGCUCCACGGAAGGAGGACAUUGAUGAGGAGGUACACCCAGAGUAUUACCGCAAGUCGUCGGACUACAUCAAGGGCAGCAACCUGGAUGCUCCCGAGCCUUACCGUGUGGGCCGCAUCUCGCAGAUCUUCUGCAACAAACGCAACAACCGCGAGACGGACAUCAAGUUUAAAAUCAACAAAUUUUACAGGCCAGAGAACACGCACAAGGGCAUCAGCGCAGCAUUCCAUGGUGACGUGAACCUGCUGUACUGGAGCGACGAGGAGACUGUCGUGGAGUUCCGCAACGUGCAGGGAAAAUGCCGCGUGGAGUACGGAGAGGACCUGCCCGAGUCUGUGGCCGAGUACUCGCAGGGAGGGCCCGACCGCUUCUACUUCCUUGAGGCAUACAAUGCCAAGACAAAGAGCUUUGAGGAUGUUCCUUACAAUGCACGCAGUGCAGGCUGCAGAGGGAAGGGCAAAGGCAAAGGAAAAGGCAAAGGCAAGGGGAAGGUGAGUGUAGAGCACUCGGUGGAAAAGGAGCCUGAGGAGAAGGUGAGGAAGCUUCGGGGUCUGGACGUCUUCUCGGGCUGUGGUGGCCUCUCGGAGGGCUUCCACCAAGCAGGCAUCACAGAGACUAAGUGGGCCAUCGAGAUGUGGGAGCCAGCCGCGCAGGCCUUCCGUCUCAACAACCCGGGCAGCACGGUUUUCACGGAGGACUGCAACAUUCUGCUAAAGCUGGUCAUGUCAGGAGAGAAAACCAACGGGCUAGGCCAGCGGCUGCCGCAGAAGGGCGACGUUGAGCUCCUGUGUGGCGGUCCGCCCUGCCAGGGCUUCAGUGGCAUGAACCGAUUCAACUCUCGCACGUACUCCAUGUUCAAGAACUCGCUCGUCGUUUCCUAUCUCAGCUACUGCGACUACUACCGUCCGCGUUUCUUCCUGCUGGAGAAUGUGCGCAACUUUGUGUCCUUCAAGCGCUCCAUGGUGCUGAAACUCACGCUGCGCUGCCUUGUGCGCAUGGGAUAUCAGUGCACGUUUGGCGUCAUGCAGGCUGGGCAGUACGGUGUGGCGCAGACGCGGCGCAGGGCGAUAAUCCUCGCAGCCGCCCCAGGAGAGAAGCUGCCGUUCUACCCCGCGCCCCUGCAUGUGUUCGCCCCGCGCGCCUGCCAGCUCAGCGUCGUGGUCGGCGACAAGAAAUACGUCAGCAACGUCACCAAGGUGUCCUCUGCUCCGUUCCGCACAAUCACCGUACGGGACACCAUGUCGGACCUUCCCGAGAUUCGCAACGGAGCCUCGGCGCUUGAGAUCUCCUACAACAGCGAGCCACAGUCCUGGUUCCAGCGGCAGAUCCGUGGCAUGCAAUACCAGCCAAUACUGCGCGACCACAUCUGCAAGGACCUGAGCCCACUUGUGGAGGCACGCAUGCGUUACAUCCCGCUGGCGCCCGGCUCGGACUGGCGUGACCUGCCCAAUAUCGAGGUGCGACUGUCCGACGGCACCACCUCCAAGAUCCUGCGCUACACGCACCACGACCGCAAGAACGGCAAGGGCUCAGCGAUGCUGCGCGGAGUCUGCUCCUGCUCCGAGGGCAAGCCGUGUGACUCCGCGGACCGGCAAUUCAACACAUUGAUCCCCUGGUGCCUGCCGCACACGGGAAAUCGGCACAACCACUGGGCCGGUCUGUAUGGACGGCUCGAGUGGGAUGGCUUUUUCAGCACGACCGUCACCAACCCCGAGCCAAUGGGAAAGCAGGGUCGCGUGCUGCAUCCCGAGCAGCACAGGGUGGUGAGCGUGCGGGAGUGCGCGCGCUCACAGGGCUUCCCCGACACCUACCGCCUGUUCGGGAACACCCUGGACAAACACAGACAGGUUGGGAAUGCAGUGCCACCACCUCUGGCAAAAGCAAUUGGACUGGAGAUCAAAAAGUGUGUGGAGCAGUCCAGAAAGAGCGAGCUGGCUAAAAAUGCUGUGAAAAUGGACACGUCUUCCUGAAUCAUCAGUCCUGCUGGCCCCCUGACUCCAAGACCGUAAACGAAGUUCAACAGAAAAGCUAUGAAUGGGAUGAAGGACAUGGGAGGGGAAUAGAGAUGAAGAUAUUAAGAGUAAUAGGGCAGUGAAAGAUAUUUGCUGUUGGGCGCACAACACAGAUGGCAUGUGGUGAUAUAAAAUGUACUAAAAAUAUUUACACAUUUACAUCGUGUGCCAAGUAUGUAAAGUUAAAAUGGGAUGGGUCUGCAUCAGAAUUUUAAAUUGAUGUUCGUAAACGGUGUGUUCCUUACUCCAAUGCAGUAAAACAUGGUCUUGGGCAUAAUCUGCAAUUUUAUCUUGCAACUAUUUCAGGUUUUUUUUACUCAAUUUUUAAUGAACACUGUUCUAAUGUUGAGUAAACCUAUCACACCUGCAUAUAUCUAUAUUUUAAUCUCUUACAUUUUCUGGAAUUUAACAAUUUACAGUUUGACAAGUGUUUAUUUUGUUUCAUGAUCAUUUUUGAUUAAAUAUUUCAAAGUUUUAACUGAUUAAAAUGAUGGUGUCUUAUAAAGUGACCAUGGAUUAAAGUUUUUAAAACGUUUAAGAUGUUUUUAGACUUUCCUGUUAGUGUGUUUUUCCUACAACCAGUUUAACUUGUUUUAAAUCUUCACAUUUUUCAUCAAUAAAGUUUGUA